Messenger RNA from Punica granatum (pomegranate), 1042 nucleotides. The record is from RefSeq and is a predicted model, not a curated record. NCBI's taxonomy places the organism in Eukaryota, Viridiplantae, Streptophyta, Magnoliopsida, Myrtales, Lythraceae.
GUUAGGAGCUUAAAAAUGAAACAAAAAUGAUUGCCCCCAGAGUGACAGAGCCGACCCUCCAUUGCCUUUAAUCAUAUCUUAGGCCAAAGCAUCUCAAAGCCUUUGGCUUUGGUUUCCCAUAUCUUCAUCCCUCUAUCCUUCUCUUCCUCUAAGAACUCAUUGGUCCCUUCCCUUCAAACAAGAAACCAGACAGAGGCAGAGGAAGUUUUUGAGGAGGAAGUGAGACAUGGCAUUUGCAGGAACAACCCAGAAGUGCAUGGCCUGCGACAAGACGGUGUACUUGGUCGACAAGUUGACGGCCGACAACCGCAUCUACCACAAGGCCUGCUUCCGGUGCCACCACUGCAAAGGAACUCUCAAGCUAGGGAACUACAACUCCUUCGAAGGGGUCCUCUACUGCCGGCCGCACUUCGAUCAGCUAUUCAAACGAACUGGUAGUCUUGACAAGAGUUUUGAAGGAACCCCGAAAAUCGUAAAACCUGAGAAGCCUGCUGAUGGAGAGAAACCAGCAUCUAAGGUGUCCGGUAUGUUUGCUGGGACCAGAGAAAAAUGCGUUGGCUGUAAAACUACCGUCUAUCCAACUGAGAAGGUCACGGUGAAUGGAACUCCUUACCAUAAGAGCUGCUUCAAGUGUACGCAUGGAGGAUGCACAAUAAGCCCAUCGAACUAUGUUGCCCACGAGGGCAGGCUCUACUGCAGGCACCACCACACCCAGCUCAUCAGGGAGAAGGGCAAUCUCAGCCAACUUGAGGGCGACCACCACGACAACAAGGAACCACUGGGUGCCAAGGAAGUCGCCGCUGAGUCGUAAUUCCCCAAACCAUAUGCCAUUACCCAUUUGUUCACAUAAUGACUCUUUUCCUUAGAGACCAAUAUCACUAUGCCUGUAAGUUCGUGACAUUGUAUUUCUAGUACCUCGAGAUGGAAUGCGUGAUCAGCUCUUUCAGUGGUUUCUUCUUGGGUUUUGUUUGCUUGCAUUGCUACUGCAGAUGCUUGCUCUCCUCAAUCGAUAUCGAGUAUAUAAUUUUUGGAUUGUGCUUGC